Peronospora belbahrii is the source of this 1245-nucleotide messenger RNA. Lineage: Eukaryota; Oomycota; Peronosporomycetes; Peronosporales; Peronosporaceae. The record is from the annotation of a GenBank genome assembly.
AUGCUUUAUCAACUCGUGACACUCGUGUCUGUCGUAGCACUGGAUUUGUUAGCUACAGUAUCGGCUGCCUCACUACAAGCGCUAAGCUUCCAGCAGCCAUAUGAUACUGUAGACUCUAAUGGUAACCGUCAGAUUUCGGAUACUAUUAUCUAUGGAGGUGUGACGGAAGUCAAGAAAAAUUUUAUUCGCCUCACAACCGAUCGUCAAAAUAAACGUGGCUACAUUUGGUCAAAGAAUUUGAUUGGUAAGAAGGAGCUAUCGACUGUGAUUACGUACCGUAUUCAUGGUCAGUCACAACGAUGGUUUGGUGAUGGUAUUGGUCUUUGGUUUACACAGGAACCUGUGUGGAAGAUUGGUGAUAACCACGGCUUUACGGACAAGUAUUAUGGGUUUGGUAUCAUUUUGGACACGUUUCAUAAUUUAGAACACCGUGGUGGACAUAAGGACGUGACAAUACAAGUGAAUGACGGUCAGAAGCAAUUGGAUGACCUUAAUGACGAAAACAAGAUUGGUUGUGACGCCGCCUUCCGCUACCACUCGAACAACGCGAACUUUGAUCCUGUCUAUAGCUCAUCACGUAUUCGUGUAAAGAUUAAUGGCAAGCAAUUUGAUGUGAACAUAGAUUCAAACAACAGUGGAGAGUGGAUGGAGUGUUACAAGGGCACUUUGCCAUUUGAGGAUGAUUGGCUCAGUCGCGCAACCUUUGGUAUCACGGCUUCAACUGGCGCUUUGGCUGAUAAUCACGACAUUCUGAGUAUACGGUCAUUCGACAAUGCCAACGACUCUGGCCUAGGCAUUGCGGAUGCCGAGACGUGGUCGCAUAACUACUCGAAGGACUUUGAGUCGCUCAUGGAGAGCUCUACGUGCGACCAAUUGUGCAAGGUGAUGAUUCUUGAGAAGUUUGUGACCAACUUUCAAGUGGAGACAGAGCACUGGUUUGAGAUGCUGCGCGAACAGACGGAGAAUACCGUUAAAAAGCUGCAGGAGAAGGAGCAGCAGAAUCAGCUCAAGAUUCAGGCACUGACGGACCGUAUGACGACCAUGAUGGAUCAAAAGAUCGGCCAGAAGAUGGCUGAUGUGCGCUCGAAGGUGAAUGAGAAGAUUGCUACAGAGGUCGAGAGCGAACUUACGGUGGCGAGCUCAAGCUGGCGUCUACCAUUUUUUGUUAUGCUCGUGGUGAUUGCAGGUGGUGUGGGUAUCGCCUAUCAGCAGUAUCGCAAGUUGUUAAAGAGCCAUCUGUACUAG